CCUGUUUUCGAUAGUAGAUGUUGGUGUCUACGAGGUAUGCAUUAGUACCUAAUUGUGAAGCUCUCCCCGGAUACCUGUCUCCCACACCUUCGGAAUUAUGUGCCUCCUUAGGACCUCUAUAUCAAUGGUGAAACUAGCCCUAAAAAGGGUCACUUGCUUCUGCUUAUGCAUGGCUCAACCAAUCAUCGAGAGGUCAAAGGCGUGACUCUCAAAACUGCUCGCACUCACUCUACCCUUAUAUCUUGCAAUCGUGUAUCUCGUCCAGAGAGUAUACCUCCGAACCUCUCGACAGCUCCGACUUCUCGAACUCGAAUCCCGGUCUGUGGUGAUCAUCGACUUCCUAGAGACCACGGAUGGACUGACCACAAUACGGGCAUUCGGGGGCCAGCCCAAGGCAGAGAUGGAGCAUCUCCGCCGUCUGGACGAGUCCCAGAAGCCGUUUUAUCUCCUCCUGUGUCUCCAGUGCUGGCUCAAGAUCGUGCUCGACCUUCUCGUCGCGGGGAUCGCGGUCGGCGUCAUUGCGCUGGCUGUUGUCCUCAGGGACACUACCUCCGGAGGCCAAAUAGGGUUGCGCUGAAUAUGGUACUGAUUGCAAAUACCACGCUACUCGGUCUGAUCGAGUCGUGGACGAAUAUGGAGAUAGCUCUUGGCGCGAUUGCUAGGAUAAAGGGGCUCGAGGACGAGGUUGCGCCGGAAGACCGGCCGUUCGAGGCGGUGGUGCCUCUGGAGGCAUGGCCAAGGCGUGGGGAGGUCAAUAUCGUAAAUAUCACUGCUUCAUACUCCCCGGAUGUCAAGACGCUGGACGAUAUAUCGUUGCAGAUCAGCCCUGGCCAGAAUGUCGUCAUAUGUGGUCGAACAGGAAGCGGCGAAAGCUCCCUCCUCCUCACCUUCCUCAAGCUCCUAGACAUAAACUCCGGCUCCAUCACCAUCGACGACAUCAACCUCCGCCCCAUCCCUCGCUCCGUCCUGCGCCCCCGCUGCUUCGUCACCGUCCCCCAGGACCCCCUCCUCUUCCCCCAAGCCAGCCUCCGCCCCAACCUUGAUCCCUCGCAAACCCUGGCAAACGAUACCAUUGUCCGCGCUCUAAACACCGUGCGUUUGUGGGGGCACUUCACCACGACUCCUCGCACGAUGCAAUCGCUCACCACCCCGUUCUAAAGCAGCCGUUGUCAUCAUCCCCCCCACUCUCAGUAGGCCAGGGAUAGCUCCUCGCGCUUGCGCGCGCACUGUUGCAGGUCCACGCUCUGAGCAUAUCCGGCGCGAACCCAGUCGUUCUGCUGGACGAGGCAACGGCGUUGCUGGAUGUGGCGAUCGAGGAGCUGAUUCUUGAUAUUGUACACACGAGGAGCUUACGGAAGGGGGGUAUACGGUGGUUAUGGUGGCGCAUAGGGUGGGCGCGGCGGUGAAGAGGGGGAGGGAUGUGGU
Messenger RNA from Hypoxylon fragiforme, 1425 nucleotides. RefSeq names its product P-loop containing nucleoside triphosphate hydrolase protein. Gene Ontology annotation, molecular function: ATP hydrolysis activity; ATPase-coupled transmembrane transporter activity; ATP binding. Lineage: Eukaryota; Fungi; Ascomycota; Sordariomycetes; Xylariales; Hypoxylaceae. The transcript has 2 exons. Gene Ontology annotation, cellular component: membrane. The coding region runs from base 166 to 1158 and encodes 330 amino acids. Gene Ontology annotation, biological process: transmembrane transport. The record is from RefSeq and is a predicted model, not a curated record.